AUGGGGUCCUUUGAGCUGCAACACACUUCAUCCCGGUCUUCGGGCCAUGACCAGAUGGCUUCCAAGGCCGACAUUGACUUGGUUGAGAGGGCGGAAGCCGCCGGCCAAGCUGUAACCUACGAAGAAUCUGUAGCUGCUAGACUCCCAAAGGCUCAUCAAGAAUAUUUGAUAGAACGACAUGGCACAUUAGAACUUGAUCCUAUUCCCAGUAUGAGUCCUGCUGACCCGUAUAACUGGCCAGAAUCGAAGAAAAUGGUUAAUCUUCUUCUGGUGGCUUUCCAUGCAUGCAUAGCGACAUUCACAGCUGCAGGAAUAAUUCCUGCAUAUGCGGAUAUAGCUGCUGAUCUCGGUGUUACCCUGCAGCAGGCCAGUUAUUUGACUUCGUUGCAAAUUGCCAUUAUAGGAGGCUCUCCGCUCUUCUGGAAGCCAUUGUCCAAUCGCUUUGGACGUCGCCCGAUCUUCCUAAUCUCUCUCAUCGGAAGUUUCGCAUUCAACAUUGGCUGUGCCAAAAGUACCACGUAUGCAUCCCUCGCGGCUUGUCGGGCUCUUGUGGCCUUUUUUAUCUCGCCUGCCUCUGCCAUUGGUAGUGCAGUUGUGGUGGAGACGACCUUCAAGAAGGAUCGCGCUCGCUAUAUGGGUAUCUGGACUUUGAUGGUCACCCUGGGUGUCCCGAUCGGACCAUUCAUAUUCGGUUUCGUCACCUAUCGUGUUGGUUAUGAGUGGAUCUUUUGGAUCCUCGCUAUAACCAAUGGCGUUCAGUUCAUCCUUUACCUAUUCCUUGGACCAGAGACCCGCUACAUUGGCAGCGGCGUCAACCAAGUGGAAGCCGAUUGGAAAACACAGUACUUUUCCGUCCGACGUAUCGACCCGACUCCACUGACCUGGUUCGAGUUCAUCCAACCCCUGACUUUGGCCCGCCAUUUGUCCGUCUUAAUCCCUGCGUGGACGCACGCAAUGGUUUUCUUGUUCACCAACAUCAUGUCAACCGUCGAAGUACCGCAACUGUUACAGGAGAAGUUUGAAUUGAAUUCUGAGCAAUUAGGAAUGCAAUUCAUAGGUAUCGUCAUCGGAUCCUUCAUUGGUGAGCAGAUGGGCGGUUUCAUGUCCGAUCAGUGGAUGUCCCGUCGGGCACGUCGCAUCAACGGCAAAGCUGAGCCAGAGUUCCGCCUAUGGCUGAGCUAUUUCGGUUUCCUGGUAGCUCUCGUCGGUAUUAUUGUCUUCCUUGUUUGCACUCAGACCUCGGCCGCUGGCCACUGGAACGUAUCACCGAUCAUUGGCACAGCGCUCGGCGCUGUUGGUAAUCAGCUUAUCACAACCGUAACGAUGACUUAUGCCGUCGACUGCUAUCCGCAGGAGGCAGGCAGCGUGGGUGUUUUCAUCGGCUUGGUUCGACAGAUUUGGGGCUUUAUCGGCCCAUUCUGGUUCCCAUACAUGUUCGACAGUGUCGGGAUCGCGGCUAGCUCGGGAAUUUGCUGUGCAAUGAUCAUUGCAGUCAGCGUUAUUCCGACCAUUUACCUCCACUGGCGGAGCGGAGCUAACCGUCGUCGCGAGGGGGUUGAAGGCAGCUUGUAA
Molecule: messenger RNA, 1572 nt
Organism: Penicillium taxi
Lineage: Eukaryota; Fungi; Ascomycota; Eurotiomycetes; Eurotiales; Aspergillaceae
Exons: 4
Coding region: 1-1572 (523 amino acids)
Biological process (GO): transmembrane transport
Molecular function (GO): transmembrane transporter activity
Source: RefSeq, a predicted model, not a curated record